UAACCAGACUUAACUUGAGAAGACGGAGAUCAUACAAUGUGAAUAUGGCAAUAAGGGCUAUUCAGGAAGAAAUGAUGUUCAGUGGACAGACUCUUGGGUGUCGUUCGAUGAAACGAAGACUUCUUCAGAAACAUGGCAUCUUUAUAGGAAGGGAUAACAUGUUGUGUUUAUUGAGAAUAAUCGAUCCUGAUGGAGUUGAUCUAAGAGCAAGUCACUGCUUGACAAGAAGAAUGUAUCUAAACAAUGGACCAAAUUAUCUUGCACAUGUUGAUGGGUACGACAAGUUGAAGCCAUUUGGCUUCGCUAUACAUGGUGCAAUGUGUGGAUUUUCAAGACGAAUACUAUGGCUUAAAGUUGCAAGAACAAACAAUGACUCCUUUGUUGUAGCAUCAUAUUUCUUGAAAUACCUGGAGGAAAUAAAUAGUUGA
Messenger RNA from Saccostrea echinata, 428 nucleotides. RefSeq lists its product as uncharacterized. NCBI's taxonomy places the organism in Eukaryota, Metazoa, Mollusca, Bivalvia, Ostreida, Ostreidae. The transcript has 4 exons. Bases 45 to 428 code for a protein of 127 amino acids. The record is from RefSeq and is a predicted model, not a curated record.